This is a messenger RNA of Tyto alba (common barn owl), 1586 nucleotides long. It is a transcript of the gene CMC4, whose product is annotated as C-X9-C motif containing 4. The transcript is spliced from 3 exons. The coding region runs from base 53 to 280 and encodes 75 amino acids. Gene Ontology annotation, cellular component: mitochondrial intermembrane space. Lineage: Eukaryota; Metazoa; Chordata; Aves; Strigiformes; Tytonidae. The record is from RefSeq and is a predicted model, not a curated record.
UUGAAGAACUGCUGCUUAAACUCGUGCCUGGUGAUUAAUCUGUUCUCUGAACAUGUCCCAGAAGGAUCCCUGCCAGAAACAAGCCUGUGAAAUACAGAAAUGCUUGCAAGUGAACAACUACAUGGAGUCUAAGUGUGAAACUGUGCUUCAGGAGAUGAGGAAGUGCUGCGCCCGGUACCCCAAGGGCAGAUCCAUCUGUUGUUCAGGGUUUGAGAAAGAAGAAAGGGAGAGAGAAAAGUUUAAGGCAACUUCAGAAGGAAUUCCCCCACCACCUCAGUAACACAAUGCAGCUCCAGCAGGUGCCGGAGCACGGACUCACCUGCAGAGCUUGUGUGUGUUUUUUCAAGCCUUCUUUAGACUUUCAGAAAAGCCAGAUUGCUCCUAGAACACACCGUCCGGCACACCAAAAAGUAUAACGCAGUACCAAUAGAUGGCCUGGUUAACAGACUUUAUUUUCUGUACCAAAACAUCAUCUACAUUGUCUUUGCAUUGCACCUGUGUCUGUGAAAAGUCAACUUGAUGUUUUUAGAAUGCUUACCUUACUCUAAUCCAUCCUUGCUCUCAAAAUGGAGAACUGGAACCGAGUUAUUCUGGCUUCUGGAGUGAGAGGUACGGGAAAUUAGCUCAGAAGAGUGAGUGAGUUUAAGCAUGACACAUGAAACAAGCCCAUCUUGACACAGCAAAGGUCAUCAUGUUCCAGACAACAUUUGCCUGUCCAGUGGUUCAAGCUCAAGAAUGGGAAUCAGGUCUGGGGAUUGUUCCUAGGUCUUGCAUAGAUCACGAGUGACUACAAGUCACUUUGCCUAAGUGCCUCACUUUCCCACUGGACAGAAUUUUGGUUACUUUAUAUUUGAAUUGCCUACACGCUGCUAUUUGCAUGACAAAGAUGUUACAGGAACAUUGUUUCAGGGAUUGCUACAGGAAUAGUUUUGUUUUUUAAAAAGCAAUAUUAAUUUGAACGAUCUGACUGUUGAUAUAAAAUUUAUAAAUUUAUGUAUAAUUGAAGACCUUUAAGCAAUAUGUUAUGAACCCAGCGUAGUUCAACCUGCUGGUACCCAGAGGCCUGUCACAAAGCCCUGGGCUAGAUCCAAGAACUGAUUUAGGUGCUGCUUACUGAACAAGCAGUUGUAGGCACUUGCUUUCAACACAGCAUUCCAGACUCACUCACAAGCCGGCUGUGUCUGGACCCCAGAGAUGGCUUUUCAGAAGCUCUCACCCAUGCAGCAGAAUUCCCUGUGACCUGUAAGAAGAGCUCAGUAGACAGGUUCCUGCAUCACCCUUCAGAGCUUCCUACGUCUCUGUCCCCUGUAGCAGCAGUCCAGGCACCUCAGUGGGUGCCAAGUCCAUUACAGGGCCUUGGCACCCGAGUAUCAGACUUUGAACCCACUAGGCCCCUAACUCCGUCAUUAGAUCUAGCCGUAAAGGACUUCUGUGCUGUGAUCAAGUACAACUUAUGAAAUACAGCUUCUAUAAACAGACCACUGUAGCCUAGGCACAAUAGUUGAGUGUAUUGAAGCCUAGAAGAGCAAACCAUCUGUAUUCACUGCUCUGAAAUACCAUGACACAAAAUAAACGACUGGAACAAA